Molecule: messenger RNA, 1918 nt
Organism: Brassica napus (rape)
Lineage: Eukaryota; Viridiplantae; Streptophyta; Magnoliopsida; Brassicales; Brassicaceae
Exons: 1
Coding region: 380-691 (103 amino acids)
Source: RefSeq, a predicted model, not a curated record
UGUGACAGCCACAGCGACAUAAGGUCAAAUACAUGGCAAUUGGCAGCUGCAAUCUCUCACUCUCUUUCUGACUCGUGGUUAAACAAAACUGCAAAAAUUUCAGAAGAUUUGGGGAUUUGGGGUUUUUAAUAAUUACAAAAAUAUAAUAUAAGACAUGUGCUUUCAGAAUCUUUCCAUCACUCUCUUAUCAUAUAAUGGAGGAGCCCCUUGCUCUCAUCAAUAUCAUCAUCAAAGUGUUCUUUGUUUGCUACUCAACUAUUGCUCUUUAGAUUCAUUACUUAUUUAAAUGUUUUCUUUCUUUAAGAGCUACUUUCAAACCCUUCAUCAACAAACAUUUUCUUUUCUCUGUUUUGUAAAAGACAACAAAAACUAACUCAAGAUGCUGCAGAUUACUGGUAAGUACCGGUCAAGAUCAUCGCGCCGGUACCAAAAGCUAGGUCAUCAUUACGAGAAGGCGACGACAAGAACUAUAAGACAUAACUGGGGGAAGAAGAUCGAGGGCAGGUCAAAAGGGUUCAGACUAAACCGACCAAGGAAGCUGGUUCUUAACGCAUUGGUUUUACCAAGAAGGAUCUCGAGCAUUUACUCGCGGGUCAAAGAUAAAUUGAACAAGGAAGGUUUCUGUUCCAAUCUCAUUCUCUUUUCUCACUGGGGCUUCCCUAUUGUAUUAGAGAAAAAGCUCACAUUUUGACGUUGGUGACUUCGUAUGGACCAAAAGAUUUCACAACAAGGGGAAUAGUGAAAUUGUAACAAAAUGCUAUUUGUAGUCAUGAGCAAAGGUUGAUAAAGAACUAUUAUAAUAAGUCAUAUGAUCCUAAAUUGUAAAAAAAAUUGUUUAGUAAGAUUUCUUUAAGCUUAUUUUGCAUUUUAACUAAAAGUGUUUUUUAUGUUUCAAAAACAAAAGAAAACAAAGUUUUUUUUUUAUCAAAAAAGAAGUAUAUAUGACUCAGAGAGAUUCCACACGAGUAUUCUUGUCACACUUACUAAAUGAACUAAAGUCACGAAUCAACCAUGCAUCAACUAAUCACCACGACGCUUAUACCAGUUUAGUAUCAACUCCUAACAUUCAUGAACUUUUGUGAGUUUCACUUUCCUACAUAGUAUAUAUAAAUUCGUUUUCAACGUUAUAUAAUUGAUAACAAGUGAUUAUUUUAUCAUCGGCUACUAUGAGAUCUCUCUUCCUUACAAUAUCUCCCUUGUUCUUCUUCCUUCUUACGAUCCUUGCAUCCACAGUAACCGAGCCACGUCCAACUCCCAUACUAAGACACGACAACCAAAGCAGCGACCUCGUCUCAGCCAUUUCCGACAUGAGAAGAGAAACUUACUACGGGUUUGUAACCCUUCUCCACAUCCUCAACGACACAGAUUUCUUCAGGAGCCAAGAGAUCACUUUCUUGAUGCCUAACGACGAGGACAUAUCUCAAGCGGACAUGACUCGAGAGAGUCUUGAGACGUUCAUCUUAAGACACGCGAUCCCUGCAUGGCUUAUGAUCAACCACAUGCUUCGCUUCCCUAACAAAACUCUUGUCCCUUGUAGCAUCCCUGAUAGAAUGUUCACCAUUACAAAGUCAGGCGGGUCGGGACUUUUUGUGAAUAAUGCGAGGAUUGUUUCUCCUAAUAUCUGUCAGAACUCUCGCAUAUCGUGCCAUGGAAUCAGCAAUGUUAUUACGUUCAAUGAAGACUCGUUUCCAAAGGGAAGGUUAUCACCCAAAAUGUUAUAAUCAAGAAUCAAUUCAUCGAGGCACUGAAACUUCCUUCUCGUGUCUCAUCAACUUUGGACGGUGUGAAGAUGUUCUAAUAUGCUUUUUAAGAAAAUAAUAAGAGUAGUAGAUUUGUCAAAAAAAUCAUGUAACAGAGCUGCAGUGUGACCAAUAAACUCUGGACUGUGUUUUCCUUUAUGAAGAUCAGAUUCAAAUUA